This is a messenger RNA of Globicephala melas (long-finned pilot whale), 1170 nucleotides long. It is a transcript of the gene MEI4, whose product is annotated as meiotic double-stranded break formation protein 4. The record is from RefSeq and is a predicted model, not a curated record. Gene Ontology annotation, biological process: spermatogenesis; oogenesis; meiotic DNA double-strand break formation. Gene Ontology annotation, cellular component: lateral element. Lineage: Eukaryota; Metazoa; Chordata; Mammalia; Artiodactyla; Delphinidae.
AUGGAUGGUCAAGCAUGGUAUUUGAGAACUUCAAAGCUGGCUCUGGCCUUGGCAAUUAUCCACUCAAAACCAGCAGACAAAAGCAGCAGAGAAUACACAGAGCAUCUCGCAAGGACGGUGUCUGGUCAGGAAUCAAAGUGGAGAGCAAAAGUCAAAGCCUUGGAAGCUGAAGUUCUGCAAUUACGUCAAAAACAACUUCUGAGCAGGAUUUGUUCAGGAUCAUUUGAGAGUGGAGGUCCAUCUUCCCAGUUGCAGGCUCAGGAACCUAGAAGUUCUGAAAGCACUUUGACUCUGCUGGAAGAUUCUGGGUGCGUUUUAUCAAAUGAUCAGAGAACUGAACCUUCAGAGAUGACCGAGCAUUCUGGGGAGAGCUGCAUCUCCACCCCCUUCCCACCACUGUCCAUUGUGAACAGACCUUGUGCUCCUCUGGAAAAGCCUCUAUCUUCUCACAUGCAGUUCUUGCAACGUCUGCUUGGACUGAAGACCUUGACCGAGUCAGAAAGUCUGAAAACAGACUUAAGCCACUUUGAAAACGCCUCUUCCACAGUAUCCGAUUCUGUUUUUCAGUUGCUGGAUGGCUUGAUCACUUUUUACCGAGAACCCAAACUUCCUUGUUCAAGCUUCUGGAUCGAAGCUGUGGAUACUUUAGCUAGACUGAUCGGUGAUUGUAACUUAUCUAAUCAUAUUCUUAAAAAGUGUUCCAAGAAGUUGGAAGAAUUCGAGAAGACCCUGCUCCAGGUUAUUUUAAGCAACAACCAUAUCAAUCGGUUUCAGGUGCAGCAUUAUGUCUCUCAGAGUCUGGUAACCCUGGGAAGUUGCAGCUUGUUGAGAAGAUCUAUAAUAUCUCUGCUUCUGUCAGAAGUAAACAGCUUCGCUGAUGAUCUGGGCACCAUCAAUCAGGUGCAAGCCAGUUACGACGUGACACGCUAUGAAAAUAUUUUCUCUGUUUUCUGCGUUCUGGAACAACUUCUUCAGAAGGAAACCGAAGAAGGCAACGCUUCAAAAAUGGGGCAUGAGGACCAAGAAAUCAAGAAAUUUCUUCAGAAGCAUGAUGAAACUAUUUUGCAACUCUCUGAUGCAUUUCCUUUAUUUACUUUUUAUUUAUGGAGACUGGGCACUCUCUUGAACUCAGUAGAGAUAGGAACUGUUGAAAAUAACUCACUUCCUUAG